GUAUGCGCUACGCGCUCGUAGGUGGGAGUUUGCGCUCGGUUUCACGAGAGGCUUGCCACGUGUCGAGCAGACGGGAGUAGCUUUGGAAAGGUUGGUCUUUACCUGACGAUAGAGAAAAUUAUGUUCUUGCCCUUUACUCAGUUAUCCUGAUAAUGUUUUAUUUCUUUUUUACGAGAAUAUAAUUGACGUUAAGGCCCACGGCCACGGAAAGUCAGGGCCCGUUAACGAAGAGUUUCUGUCUCCUGAUGAUUAGGUCCCACAUGUCAUUGACUCAACGUGUAAAACCCCAUUUCCCCUUCCCUCCCCUUGUUCCAAAAUCCAAACCCAGUUCGUCCCCAACCCAAAUCCCACAGCCGAAUGCGGCCACGGAGUCGGCGGAGAACCUAGCCAUGCCGCCGCCGUACUUCGCCGCCUUCUUCAUCUCCCUCCUCCUCCUCGCCGCCCCCCUCCCUCCCUCCGCGGCCGCCAAGGUCCGCCGCCACGCAUCCACCGCCGCCACCGCUUCCUACCGCCGCAUCUCGUGGGCGAGCAACCUCACGCUCCUGGGCUCCGCCUCCAUCCUCCCGGGCGCGGCCGCCAUCGCGCUCACCACCAACUCCAGCGACGGCAUCGGCGCCGGCCGCGCCCUCUUCUCCGACCCCGUCCGCUUCCUCCUCCUCCCGCCGCAGCAGGCCUCCUUCUCCACCCGCUUCACCUUCCGCAUCGCGCCCUCCCCGUCCUACGGCGACGGCCUCGCCUUCAUCCUCACCUCCUCGCGCGCCUUCCUCGGGGCCUCCAACGGCUUCCUCGGCCUCUACCCCUCCUCCUCCGCCUCCGACGACCCCGACCUCGCCGACGUCUCCACCGUCGCCGUCGAGCUCGACACGCACCGCGACGUCGCGCUGCGCGACCCCGACGCCAACCACGUCGCGCUCGACGCGGGCUCCAUCUUCUCCAUCGCCUCCGCCAGCCCGGGCGUCGACCUCAAGGCCGGCGUGCCCAUCACCGCCUGGAUCGAGUACCGCGCGCCGCGACGCCGCCUGCGCGCCUGGCUCUCCUACUCCUCCUCCCGCCGCCCCGACAAGCCCGCGCUCUCCGUCGACGUCGACCUCUCCGGCCUCCUCCGCGCCUACAUGUACGCGGGCUUCUCCGCCUCCAACGGCGAGGGCGCCGCGCUUCACGUCGUCGAGAGCUGGACCUUCCGCACCUUCGGAUUCCCCAACUCCUCACACGCGUCGUCGGCUUCCCCAGUCCCUUCGCCACCGCCCACGGACCAGGCCUCGUUUAAGAGCACAACACUGCCGCUCCCAACAAAUCACCGCCACCACCACCACCUACUCUACAAGCUGCUGGGCGGAGUUCUGGGUAGCGUGGCCUUGCUGGUUCUCCUUGCGGCCAUCAGCACUGUUCUAUGGCUUGGCCAUCGGAAGGGCCGCAGCAAAAUCGAAGAACCUGCCGUGAUGUUCGAGGACAAGAACUUCCGUGGGAUGCUGCCCAUGGAAGUUGUACGCGCAGCAACCAACAACUUCGGCAGUGAGAAUGUGAUCGGCAUUGGUGGCUCUGGCGCCAUUGUGUUUGAGGGGGUUCUCCCUUCUGGUUCAAGGGUUGCUGUCAAACGGUUCCAAGCUAUGCGGCACUGCUCCAAGGCGUUCGAGAGCGAGCUUCGUGUCACGCUUGAUUGCCCACAUCACCCCAAUCUCGUGCCGCUUCUUGGGUGGUGCUCCAGCGAGCAUGACCUGGUGCUUGUCUACGAGUUCAUGCCCAAUGGUAAUCUUGACAGCGCACUGCACACCAAGGGUGGAGCAACACUUCCCUGGGAGGCGCGGUUCGGGGCGGUGCUUGGUGUUGCAUCAGCACUUACAUUUCUGCAUGAUGAAUGUGAGCACCGCAUUCUUCACCGUGAUGUCAAGUCAUCGAAUGUGCUGCUCGAUGCAGAGUUCAAUGCUCGGUUAGGUGACUUUGGUCUUGCUCGCAUGGUGAGCCAUGGUGGGGUGCCUUUGGCGACACAGCCAGCAGGCACACUGGGAUACCUCGCACCAGAAUAUGUGCAUUCAGGUGUGGCAUCAGAGAGGUCUGAUGUUUACAGCUUCGGGGUGCUUGCUUUGGAGGUGGCCACCGGCCGCAGGCCAACAGAGAAGGGAACCGCAGUUGUUGACUGGGUGUGGAGUCUCUGGGGUCGUCGGAGGCUGGUUGAUGCAGCGGACCAGCGGCUUCAGGGGCGGUUUGUUGCGGAGGAGAUGCGACGGGUGCUGCUUGUAGGCCUUUGCUGUGUGCAUCCGGACUGUCGGAAGCGGCCUGGUAUGCGAAGGGUAGUCAGGAUGCUCGAUGGUACUGCACCCAUGACACUGGUGCCAGAUAAGAAGCCACCAGUUGUACUCAAGUCGCCACUAAAUCAAACGUCCUCAGUGAACACCAUGGAUACUAAGAAUACUGCAUUUUACAGUUGUCGCUAGACAUACAAUACAAGGUAGGUUUGUAAAGAAGAACUUUCCUAUCCAUAUGUGGUGGUGCUCUAUCCGUUGUCAUUUUCUGAUGUAUAUGUGCGAUGGCAAUGAUUUCUGAAUUCUUAUAGUAUCAUACAAGUUAUAGGUUGAACAUCAGAUAUGUUCUGAAUGUUACACACUGAAGUCUGGAAAGUUUACUACUGGUGUACUACCAAUGAUAGAGAUAUCUUAGGAAAACUAUUGAAACUGUUGUUUUCUGGUACAAAUUGCAGUGAGGUGUUUCAUAAUUUUCUUGUCUUCAGUUCAGGUAUCAUUUACUCAUUUAUAUGAAGAUAGUUUUGUAAAUUUUUGCAUGUCUUACAGUCUGCUCAGUUUGCUCUGACAAAUUUGUGCUGUCAUUAUCACAGAUUCAUAUGAUGGUAUAUGGAUAGCUCCUAUUGUGAGCAAUUGUGAUUGAGUUUUUUUUUGCAGGAACAGUAGCUGUAUUGCUGAUAUAGAUAUAGAAGAAAUGUUUCCACAGAAUUGGUUUUAAACAUCUGGUAGUCGCUGUAAGCUGUUUAUGUCUACUGAUACAUGAAAAAAACACAGGCAGUGACAUAUGUCUGAUUGUCAUGAACCUAAUGUUUUUUCCUUCCCGCUUCUUAUUUCCCUUUUCUUUGUGUCAUGAUCCAAACGUAAACUGUUUGAUUUGACCCUAAGUCAGAGCUAUUACAAUAAUCUGGAUUAUAGAAAAUGUGACCGGCGGUCCGUCCCAAGUCCCUGAUUAUCUGGACAGUUUUUAUAUGACUGUAUCUUAGAAUUUAUACAAAAAAUUGCACUUGGUGAGUAGUAGCGUACAUUUCUUUUGGUUCAUUUAUGACAUUUUGUGUGACUAAGUUGAAAUUGUCCUUUCUUUAAAAAGUGUCAAAUAGGGUGUUAAACAGUACUUCUGGGUCACAAGCUAGCAGUAUUCUCAUUGCUUAAGGGAUAAAGUAUUAGCUGCAUGGUACUUGUCUUGGCCUGAUUAUUGUUUUUAAUUGUCAGCAUAGUUUAAAAUGUUAUGCAACUUAGGCUGCACAUGGAUGUCCAUACUCCAUACUUCACUGUCCCUUUUCUAUUUUCUCCAUGGCCUUUCUGUUGCUGCACUAACAUGAUGCCUUAAGUUCCUGAUCCGUCUAAUUAUUUGUUGAACUACAUUCGCAGUUUCUGCAGCAAAUAGUGAACACAGUGAGUAUAUAUCUUAAAACUGUUAGCAGAUUGUUUAUUUGCUGUUGCCUUUCACCUACAGUUUUUAGAUAAGUUGAUAACUUCUGCAGCAUUGGACACAGAUGAACUAAAGAUUUGUCCACAUGGCACUCAGGUAGCCUGAAUAUGCAGUAUAUAUGCCCAGUAUUCCCCUUUGUACUGAACCUGACUUCUAUUGUUCUCUUCUCUUAUUGUUUGUUUAUACUCCCUUCGUCCAAAAUAUAAGGCGUAUAAGAUUAGUCAAAUGUCAAACCCUACUAAGUUUGACCAAAUAUUUACGGAAAAACAUCAGCAUGUACAAUAUUUAAUAGACAUAUUGAGAAAAUAUACUUUAUGGUGAAUCUAUUGAUAUUGGUUUAGUAUUCUAGAUGUUCGUAUUUUUUUGUAUAAACCUGGUCAAACUUAGAAGAUAUUGACUUUUGAUUAAUUUUAUAUGCCUUGUAUUUUGGGAUGGAGGGAGUAUUUGCUAAAUUUUGGGUUUAAAGUCAUGUGAUACUACUGCAUUCAAAACUCAAUUUUCAUGCUUCCGAACAUCUUACCUGGUUUCGCUGUAACAAUUGUACUAGGCACAGAUCGAAUUUAGUUUUUUUACUUAUGUAGUACUCCCUCCGGUCUCUUUUAAUUGACUCGGAUUAGUACAUCUUUGUACUCCCUCCGAUUCAUAUUAAUUGACUUCAAUAUGGAUGUAUCUAGACACAUUUUAGUUCUAGAUACAUCCAUAUUAGAGUCAAUUAAUAUGAACCGGAGGGAGUACUAAAUUUGAGUCAAUUAAAAAAGACCGGAGGGAGUAUCUUGGAGUACAAAUAUGCCGCAAUUUUGAAUUGAUCAUUUCGUGAAGCACAGUAACUGUGACUGAUUGACACUCAGUUGAAACCAACUGGCUUUGUGCUGAUGAAAAUACAUCAGGCUUCAGUCAUUGUCAUUGUUUCACUUUGCAAGCACCAUGCUUGAACAAGAGUACCGAGUAUCGUAGAUGAACCCCUUUCACCGUCUGUCCACCAUGUGAUCAGAGGUCAAGGCAAUCCAUUUGUGUUGCCUCAAAGCUUCAUAGGUGGGUUGGUUUAUACAAGUUGAACUGAACAAUUCCUUGUGUUCCUGACAUUCUCUCCAUUUCGGCUUAAGAAAGUUGAGUCCUGCAGCGCCAGCCACGGCGCGGUGUCUUUGGACCGCUGUCUAGAGGCCUGGAAUGGCGGUGUUUCUGCGGUGGAUCAAAGGCUGCCAUGGCAAAUCCUAGCUUCAAAGGUGUAGGGAAUUUCCUCCUCACAACUCAUAACUUCACAUAAUGUAGCUGUUUCAGUUUUAGGGGUACACUGUAGAUUUAAUUCGCUCAUAUUUGUCAAGACUGGGUGUGGAGGUGGCCACUGGUCGGAGGCCAACAGAGAAGGGAAUCACAUUUGUUGACUGAGUGUGGAGUCUCUGGGUUCGCCGGGGGCUGGUUGAUGUAGCUGACCAGUGGGGGCGGUUUGUUGCAGAGGAGAUGCGACGGGUGCUGCUUGUAUGCCUCUGCUGUAUGCAUCCGGACUGUCGAAAGCGGUUUGGUUUGCGACGGGUAGUCAUGAUGCUUGAUAGUAGUGCACUCAUGAUGCUGGUACCAGAUAAGCAGCCACCAGUUGUACUGAAGUCGCCACUAAAUCAAACGUACUCAAUAAAUACCAUGGAUACUAAGAACACUACAUUUUACAGUUGUCGCUAGACAUACAAUACAAGGUAGGUUUAUAAAGAACUUUCUUAUACAUAUGUAGUGGUGCUCUAUCCGCUGGCAUUCUCUGAUGCAUAUGCGAUGGUAAUGCUUUGUGAAUCCUUAAUAUCAUACAAGCUAUAGGUUCAACAUAAGAUAUGCUAUGAAUGUUACACACUGUUGUCUGGAAAGUUUACUACUGGUGCACUACCAAUGACAGAGAUAUAUCUUACGAAAGCUAUUGAAGUGUUGUUUUCUGGUACAAAUUGGAGUGAGGUGUUUCAUAUUUUUCUUGCCUUAGAUUCAGGUGUCAUUUACUCAUUUAUGUGAAGAUUGUUUUUGUAAAUCUUUGCAUGUCUUACAGUCUGCUCAGUUUGCCCUGACAAAUUUGGACUGUCAUUAUCACAGAUUCACAUGAUGGUAUAUGGAAACUGCUCAAUUGUGGCAGAACAGUAGCUUUAAUUUUGUUGCGGGGAACAGUAGCUGUAUUGUUGAUAUAGAUAGUAGCAGAAAUGUCUCCACCGAAUUGAUUUUGAACAUCUGGUAUUUGAUGUACGCUGUUUAAUGUUUAUGUCUACUGAUACAUGAAAAAAAACAGGCGGUGACAUAUGUCUAAUUGUCA
Molecule: messenger RNA, 5947 nt
Organism: Lolium perenne
Lineage: Eukaryota; Viridiplantae; Streptophyta; Magnoliopsida; Poales; Poaceae
Product: L-type lectin-domain containing receptor kinase S.7-like
Biological process (GO): protein phosphorylation
Molecular function (GO): protein kinase activity; ATP binding; carbohydrate binding
Source: RefSeq, a predicted model, not a curated record